Bactrocera tryoni is the source of this 1677-nucleotide messenger RNA. Its product is annotated as piggyBac transposable element-derived protein 4-like. The transcript has a single exon. The record is from RefSeq and is a predicted model, not a curated record. Bases 1 to 1677 code for a protein of 558 amino acids. NCBI's taxonomy places the organism in Eukaryota, Metazoa, Arthropoda, Insecta, Diptera, Tephritidae.
AUGGAACAAGUAAAUAUGGAUGAAGUUGAUGUGUUGACGCGUUUGCUUCGUAAGCUAAACGCAGCAAAUGUGAGUCCGGAAGAACGUCAGCGACUUCAGGCACAAAUUGAAGAAAUUAUGGGACAGGAGUCCGAUCCAUUUGAAACAAGUGGUGACGUAGAAGAUGAUGAAUAUUUUCCAUAUGAAGAUGACUUCGGUGAAGCAUCAGAUAUAGAACAGGAAAUCGAGUUAGAGGCUGUUCUGGAUGAAAACCAAGAUGAUAUUGAGGAUUUGUAUAGAGAAGCUAUCGCCCUUGAGGCUUCAACUACAAUGGAAUCAUGCAGCACAUAUAUUACCCAGGGCCUUAUAUACAGGUCGAAAGAUGGUAGAAUGUGGAAUUCAAAUCCUCCACCACCUGGAAGGCCUUGUUGUCACAAUGUUACAACUUUUACUCGUAAAGGGCCACUACGAGGAACGUCACCGAGUCAUAGAGCUCUUUUCAAGCUAUUGCUGUCUCCUGAAAUCGUAAGUAUCAUUAUGCGGGAAACCAACAGAGAAGCCGUUGAAGCGUUUCGUCUAUGGAAUGAAAAGCAUCCCAGUAAUAAACAGCGUUCUUGGGUAAUGACUGACGAAGACGAAAUGUAUGCUUUUUUUGGGAUGCUACUUAUUGCUGGUGUAUUCCACUCGAAUUCUCAGCCAGCGAAAGAAUUGUGGGCCAGCUACAAUAUGCCAAUUUAUAAGGCCACUAUGUCAUUGAAUCGGUUCAAGAGCUUAACUACUUUCAUCCGUUUCGAUAACAGUGGUACUCGUGCUGAGAGGUUGAAGCAAAGCAAAACUGCUGCCCUGGACGAUGUAUGGCUCAUGCUGAUGGCCAAUUUAGAGAAAGCAUACACUCCGGAUUGUCAUGUAACCGUCGAUGAAAAGUUAUUUCCAUAUCGUGGGCGCACUCGAUUCACCCAAUAUAUUCCGAGUAAGCCGGCAAAAUAUGGCAUGAAAGUGUGGUGGAUUUGUGACUCUGUUUCAAACUACUCUUUGAAAGGUAUAAUUUAUACUGGAAAACCACCAGGUGGCCAUCGAGAAACGAAUCAAGGUGAACGGGUCGUCAUGAAAUUGAUGCAAAAUUAUAUGGACAGCGGUAGGACUGUUUAUGCUGACAAUUUUUUUUCAACAUACAACUUGGCAGAAAUGUUGAUGAAUCGUAGAGUGGCUUUUGUCGGUACCGUAAGAAAAAAUAAGACCUUCAUUCCGCAUGAAUUGCUUAACCCGAAGCGUGAUGUUAAAAGCACUUUAUUUUGUUAUCACAAUAAUAAUAUCGGUCUGUGCUCGUAUAUGGCAAAGCCGAAAAAGCCAGUAAUUAUGUUAUCCACUGCCCAUUACUGUCAAAGCACCAAUCCAUUGAAAGGAUUCAAGCCAGAUCAAAUUUUGGACUACAAUAAAUUUAAAGCGGGGGUAGAUACAAUGGAUCAAAUGUUGACUGGCUAUUCGUGCAAACGCUCGACAAACCGUUGGCCACUGGCAAUGUUUUAUAAUAUGCUGGAUAUUGCCGGUUUGGCCUCAUUCAUCAUCUAUGACGAGCUGAAUCCGGCAAAGCAGAGUGAUAAGAAGCGCUCAUUUAUCAUUGAAUUGGCACGGCAGCUAGUUAUUCCACAUAUGACGAAACGGGCGACUAACCCAUUAGUAUAUAGUUUGCUCAUAUAA